GGCCCUCGGGGCGCCCGGGGCGCAGCGGGCGCUGCGGGGACGGCCGGGCGGGCCGCGCGCGGGGCCGCGGACGCAGCGACCCACCGGGUCCGCCCCGGGAAGGGGGAUCGCGGCGCUCCCACGGGAGCCCCCUGCGGCGAUCGCGGAGCCCCACCCCGCCGGGAACAGGCCGCGCACCCCCCUCCCACCGACGGGCUCCUGGUGAGACUGAGCAAGGACAAAUUCCGAGGGGGAGAGCCCCCCACUUGGCUUCCACACCAGGCACCACUGUCCUUAAUGAAUCCAGAUGCAGAGGCCCCCAUGGCUGUGAUAAGCCUGCUGUUCCUGGCGGUGAUGUACGUGGUUCACCACCCCUUGCUGGUCAGUGACCGGAUGGACCUGGACACGCUGGCCCGCAGCCGGCAGCUGGAGAAGCGGAUGAGCCAGGAGAUGCGGCAGCUGGAGCUGGAGUUUGAAGCAAGGAAGCGAGCAGCUGAGCAGAAGCAGAAGGCAGAGAGUUUCUGGAGGGGAGACGUGUCCGGGGACCAGUUGGUGCUGGGGAGGAAGGAGGAGGGCCAGGAGGGGCCCCUGGGGUGGCUGCUGGGGAACCUGUGGAGCGCCGGCCUCUUUUGCCUGUUCCUCCUCUUCGAGCUCCUGCGGCAGACCAUGCAGCACGAGCCCGCCUUCGACUCCAGCAGCGACGAGGAGGAGGAGGUGCGCGUGGUGCCCCUCCCCUCCUGCGGCUGGCUCACCGGCUUCCCCUCCCAGGAGACCCUGGAGUCCUUUUAUGAGCACUAUGUCCAGAACGUCACCCGGGACCUGCCUUGCACCUGCGAGUUCGUGGAGAGCUUCGUGGACGACCUGAUUGAGGCCUGCAGGGUGCUCAGCCGCCGCGAGGCCCACCCCCAGUUGGAGGACUGCCUGGGCAUUGGGGCUGCCUUUGAGAAAUGGGGAACCCUCCAGGACACCCAGAAGUUUGAUAUCCUGGUGCCCAUAGUCCCCCCACAGGGCACCAUGUUCAUCCUGGAGAUGAGGGACCUGGCCCUUGGCCGGCGCUGCGGCUCGGUGCUGUUAGAGUUGGGGUGCAUGUGCAAGCGCGAGAAGCUCCUGGGGGACGUGCUGUGCCUGGUGCACCACCAAAGGGACCACUCGGUGGCCUUGGACAAGUGUGGCAGCUCCAUCAAAGCGGCCCUCUGCACCGGCUCUCACCUGGAUGUGUGCAAGACUGUGCAGUGGUUCCGGAACAUGGUGGGCAAAGCCUGGGCCCUCUUGGCCCACAAGUAUGACUUCAAGCUCAGCCUCCCGCCGUCCACCACCUCCUGCAAGCUCAGGCUGGACUACCGCUCAGGCCGCUCUCUCCUCAUCAGCCUGGUCCUGGGGGUGCAGCGGGAAGACACCUUGGUCUACCUGAUGAGUCAGGCCCCCGACCAGGAGCAGCUCACCACAGUGGACUGGCCGGAGUCCUUCGCCGUCUGCGAGCACUUGUUCCUGAAGCUGGUGGGGCGCUUUGCUCCGGAGAACACCUGCCACCUCAAGUGCCUCCAGAUCAUUUUAAGUCUCCAGGACUUUCCCCGCUCAUCGCCUGGGGCCUCCCACCCCAUCCUCACCGCCUACCACUUCAAAACGAUCCUCAUGCACCUGCUGCUGCAGCUGCCCCUCACAGAAUGGCGGCACGGCCUGCUCGCCCAGCGGCUCCAGGACGUCCUGUGGUUCCUGGGCCGUAGCCUCCAGCAGCGGUCCCUCCAUCAUUUCCUCAUCGGAAACGCCUGCCUGCCCCUGACCAUCCCGAUCCCCAAGACCUUCAGGAAUGCCAAGCCCGUCAACCUCUUCCAGCACUUGGUGCUGAGCCCCGGGGCACACUCGCAGGCGGUGGAGGAGUUCCACCAGCUUCUGGCCCAGGUGAAAACUCUGCCCUGUGCCCCACUGGCUGAGGCCCACUAACACCAAGGCCAGUAAAAAGGGGAGAAGGUAUUCUGGUUCCUCAGGCUGCAAGUCCGUUUUGUGGCGUUCCAGCGGGAGAGGUGGCCUUCAACCUGCCCGCCGGGGUGAGGACAGACUGACAUUUACCCACGCGUGAGGGCGUCGUGAGGGGGUCGUGAGGGUAGGGUGCAGCCGGCAGGGACUAGUCUGGGGCAGGUCUUCUGAGGUUUCCUUCUCCUGGCUUAACUUUCAUCAAGACCACAGAGGGUCCAAGGAAACAGAUGUCAUGAGAGGAUCUCGCUGAAAAGAGUUGAGCUGGGGAGGCCUGUGUUUUGUCUCCACACUGGAAUGAAAUGAAGAACCAGAGAAUACCUCUGUCCCAGCUUGUUCCUGGUUACAAAGGCCUCCCAGCACGGCCCUGUAAACCAGUCUCCUUGUUGAACUGUUAGCUUAACUCAUGGUAAAGCCGGUGGCAUUCCAUUUUAUCCCAGUCAGAUACUGUAAUGGCAGCUUCUAUUUGGAGAUCUAAUUUGUGGCCCUUCACUUUUUAAAAAUAUAACCAAGAUGUUUCUUUUUCUUUUUCUUAA
Molecule: messenger RNA, 2486 nt
Organism: Choloepus didactylus (southern two-toed sloth)
Lineage: Eukaryota; Metazoa; Chordata; Mammalia; Pilosa; Megalonychidae
Gene: ITPRIPL1
Product: ITPRIP like 1
Exons: 3
Coding region: 277-1920 (547 amino acids)
Cellular component (GO): membrane
Source: RefSeq, a predicted model, not a curated record